CCUUCUCCUCCCUCCUGCGCUUGGGGAAGGAAGGGGCUGGGUGGGAUUCAGGGGUCCCCGUUAAGAAGAGCUGCGUUGGCUGGCUGGGACGUCCGGUGACCGCGUGAAAUGUUGGCAGAGAGCGAAGGAGCCCCUGGUCGCAUUCCCGAGGACACAACACCCUUCACCCUCCGGAUGGCACAUGCAUAAUCUACGAGAUAUGCUGGGCGCCGUCGGCUCCGCCCCGAUUGUCUUAGUUCUUGAAUCGGUGGCGCUGGAGUGGGAGGAGCCGGACUGCCAUCCUGCUCCGAGGGUGGAGAGUGCACAUCUGGAUCGGGAAAAGGCCCUGGCGACGCUGCAGUAACGGGAACCGCAGCCGCGGUGUGGCUCAGGCUGUAAGAAGCCUGUUAUUAAACACAGCUGCCUGCAAUUACUGCAGGUUCAAGCCCCACCAGGCCCAAGGUUGACUCAGCCUUCCAUCCUUUAUAAGGCAGAAACCCCCAGAUUUUGUUCCUUGUGUGAACCUUCUGGACAUGGCUGAAGACAUCCAAGGGCCAGAACGGAGAAUUGUCCUGGUGGGCAAAACCGGCAAUGGGAAAAGUGCCAUGGGAAACACCAUCCUGGGGCAGAAAGUCUUCGAGUUUGGGGUGUCCCCCCAUUCAGUCACAAAGACUUGCCAAAAGAAGGAGACGCAGUGGAGGGGCCGGAAGGUUGCGGUGGUCGACACGCCAGGUUUUUUUGACACCAAGGUUUCCCAGCAAACAAUUGCUGACGAAGUGAGCAAGUGCAUAAGCUUUUGUUCCCCGGGUCCACACGUCAUUCUGCAGGUGAUUCGUCCCGACCGGUUCACCCAGGAGGAGAAGGAGGUGGCUCGCUUGAUCAGUGAGAUCUUCAGCCUGAAGGCCAAGAAUUACAUGAUCCUCUUGUUCACCCGAAAAGAAGACCUGGAAGGGACCUCGCUUAAGACAUUCAUGCAGGAGGAACCCUCCCUUUGGGCUCAAGCGUCCCAGUGUGGCUUCCGCUACCUGGCUUUCAACAACAAGGCCCCAGGAGAACGAGAAGCUCAGGUGGCCCAGCUGAUGACCAUGAUUGAUGACCUGGUGGAGAAGAACAACGAUGCUCCUUGUUACACGGAAGACAUGCUGAUGAAAGACGAAGAGGAGUUGAAGGAAAAAAAGAAGGAAGAAAAGAAGCGCUCCUGGUGUGCUCUUCUCUAAUAGACACCAGAAAGCCCCUCUACUUGAUCCUCGGCUCCAAGGUGGCAGCUCCGUCAAAGACCACAACCCUGCACUUCCCUGUUCUGAGUUCUAAUCCAGCUCUCAUCAGGGGAACCUCCCAAGAACCCCCACCCACCCCUCCCACUCCCAGUCUGAGUUUCGUGCGUGGCUGAGCCAAUUCCUUCUCCCGAGAACUCAGGUUUCUCCCUUUGGAUGACAGGACUUCCUUCAAGGGCCCCGGAAGGAAGAGCCUGCUCUCAACUUGGACACACACACAUAUGCACCCCACCAAAUUCUCCACCAGCCUGGGCCCUGUGUCCCUUUGGAAGGACACUCUCUUUGGGCCUUUCCCACCUGCCCAUCGGUCCUUCCAGAUAGUCCGGACUGAGAAACCAACCAACCAGCACAAGAAAUAUGAGAGCUUGGCUUGACUGAGACCGAAUAGCAGGACUUUGAAAGUGUCCCGUUGGAAUAUUAUGCCAUAUGAACCCCUUUAUGAAACUGUUUAUAAAAAUACUUAUGUGCAAAUAUAAGCAUGAGUAAGUUUUGAGAAAUUGCUUAUGUGCAAAAAUAUCAGCAUAGGUAAGUCUGGCUAACUUUUAUCAUGUAAGCAGAAAUCUGUUUGAUGUCAAGGUUGCAAAGAUGUUUGCCUGUAAAUGUAUCAACACCUUUGAGAUAGCCACAGAACAUUCCUUCUCUGAUAAGGCUUACUUCACAGAGCUUCAAAAGAAGUUGCUCCCACACACAAUUAUAUGAGAUUUGUUAACAAGCAGAGCCAGGAUGUUUCAUGAAUAGUGUAACUGUAAAAUGCCUUAGACACGUGUGGGAGUGAUAUCCUUGUAGUCUGUGUAGAUUGCUAUGCAACUGUACCACGUAGGCAAUAAGCAGAGAACAAAGAGCCACCUCAUGGCAAAACUCCUCCCAAGAAUCAUGAGCUUUCUCCCAAAAUCAUAGGCUUGUGAAUGUGCUUGUAGUCACGUGUUCACAUGUUGAAUAUAUGCUAAUAUGUAACCUCCCCUGCUUACCUUCUGUAACCCACCCCUAACCUCUAAUCUUAAUAAAAGGGUUGUCUCGAGCUAGCUCGGGGCUCGUUCACCUCGAGGAGAAUUGGACUCCGUGUCUUCGUUCUCACUCCGUCCGGCGCAGGGACUGCCCGGACCCUUUCGUGGCGAGCCCGCUGGCCGCGAGAAAAGCCACAACUGGUGACCCCGACUUGAUCCCCAGUCCUGGUUGUUCGCCUUGACGCCCCCAUACUUUCGCCAGUGAGGCAUUCCAGUCAUCAGACUUAGUGAGUAUGGGGAAAGGGUUGUCCAAGCCCCAGGUCGCGCACCUCCAAGAACUUGGAGACCUUGUCUUGGCUGCAAAAAUUAUUUGUAUAAACCAUGGCAAACCUUUGUUCUCAAUUUCAGGGAACGAUCUAGUCAAAUUGUUGAAAUUCAUUUGGCAAAAAUAUCCCACUUAUCCCCCUUCAGGGGAUAUCACGUCUAAAAAAUGGAGGCGUAUAUUGAAAUAUUUAAAUGAACCCCCUAAAGCCACUUACGAUUUGAUUGUAACUUGUCAGGUAAUUGUUAAUAGCCUGGAAAUUUAUGAAAAGGCUAUCAGAGAUUCGAGCGAUGCCAUGGCGCUCAAUGCUGCGUCUCCACUUCCAUACGAGGAUGCCUCCACGCAGCAAAAAUCUCCCGAGGUAAAAUGCUCCAACAUUGCCUCUUUAACUGAAACAUCUCCACCAUCUGCCCCCCCUCUGCCUCUGCCAACUGUGGAUGCAGAGAUCUCGCCUCAUUCUGCUCUUACAGCUGGACUGAAGAGAGCUAUGGGAAUGGGAGAGCUUUCCUUAGAGGAUUUGCAAAUGUUUCCCGUUGGCCUUAUAGAUGACCCACAAAAUCCCAAUCAAAAAAAUUGGGGUCAUCAAAACUCUGUGCUUGCUGUCCCUUCAGCCCCUCGCCUUGAACUCUCAAAGCAUAUUCUUUUGUAUAAAAAAGUUUUAUUUUUACAAUCAUAUCAAAUAAUUCAUCCGAUGUACAGUUAUAUACAAUUAGUCGGGCCUGCCCAGUCACCACCCCCCUUUUUAACCUUCUUCCCUCUUCUACCUUCUUUUACUUUCCAAACCUUCCUCUCCUUCUCUUAUCUACCUCCUCUCCUCCCUC
Messenger RNA from Ahaetulla prasina, 3340 nucleotides. Its product is annotated as GTPase IMAP family member 9-like. The transcript is spliced from 5 exons. Lineage: Eukaryota; Metazoa; Chordata; Lepidosauria; Squamata; Colubridae. Gene Ontology annotation, molecular function: GTP binding. The record is from RefSeq and is a predicted model, not a curated record. The coding region runs from base 513 to 1196 and encodes 227 amino acids.